Messenger RNA from Solanum dulcamara, 881 nucleotides. RefSeq lists its product as uncharacterized. The transcript is spliced from 8 exons. The record is from RefSeq and is a predicted model, not a curated record. Lineage: Eukaryota; Viridiplantae; Streptophyta; Magnoliopsida; Solanales; Solanaceae. The coding region runs from base 44 to 673 and encodes 209 amino acids.
UACUAUUUGUAUUAAGCAAAUAGAUAGAGGAAAAGGAUAAGUGAUGGCUUCUUCUUCAAUUAGCUUAAACUAUGGAAAAUUCUGCUAUGGAUUUCACUAUAAUAAGCAACCACAUUUACCAAACUAUUUCAAGAAUUCCAAUAUCUCAGCCUUUUUAUCUACCCAAGAUGGACAACAUUUGAAGCUUAAGGUACAAUUUCCCAGAGCAUCUUCUGAUAGUGAAGGCCUUCCCUCUGAGAUUACUGAAGAUUCUAAGUUUGUUCCUGUAAAUGCUGAAGACCCAAAAUUUGGUCCACCUGCUUUGUUGUUGCUGGGCUUCGAAGUGGACGAAGCAGCAAAGAUACAGCAGCUUUUGAAGGAAAUGGAUGGUGAAUUCCUCCAGGUCAUCUUUUGUACCGAAGACAUGAUUUCUCGCUCACUUUGGGAAGCAAUGAACACAAAACAGACCAAUUUAGAUGCUUCAAAGAUUGCUAAACAGCUUCCGCGAAUUUGCUUCCUGUCUGGCCUUACUGGAGAGGAGAUGAUGAUGUUUCUUGACGCAUUUGAAGAAAGUGGACUUGAAGACCCCGUCUUUGCUGCUCUUGUUCCAAACAGCGCGGAGAAGCCAUUACAAGAAUUAAUCGAUGAGAUUAUGGGCGAUCAUGAAUUACUUUCUUCAAGAAAUUCGAGCUAGAUUAUGACAGGUCUGGCAGAGAAAAAAGUAAUGCAAAUUUUGAUUUGUUCUUUGUGAUAAGUUUUGAUGUUUAAAUAUUGCAAACCUUCAAAGUGCUUGGAGGAUUUUGAGUAUAAUAUAAUGUAGGAUUGUUCCUUUCAUACUAGGCCGAAUUACUAUUGUGACAUUAUUAUCAUUAGGAUUAAAACUAACCACCUGUCUGACGAUG